AUCGACACGACGACACGUCCCAUUCUCUCUCCAACUCCUCCCAUUAAUGGCGUACCUUCCUUCCUCGCAACCCCAAUUCACUCCCUCCUCAGAAAUGCUCAUAAAACACCUCUGAACCCACUCCCAAAAGCUCCUCCACCUAUCCAUGGCGUCUUAUAUAGAAUUCGAUAGAUUCCCUCUUUCACUAUCAUCUCUCUGUGCUUGCCACUCGCGUCGUCUUUCAACAUCGUCCAAAACCCUAAUUCUUUGUCGACCCAAUUCGUCCAAUACCAAUCUCAAGCUGUUCUUCAACGGCGCCGGAGGUAGUUUUAGAAUUCCCCGUGGCAUUUUCGUGAAGCGUGGCCUGAUUAUCACCGCCGUUGCCAGAGCCGAGCCGGAGAAAAUUGAUGAAGAUGAAGCCAAGAAGGAAGUUGACAAAGGUUUUAAUUCAUUGCUUAAGGAUGAUUUAGCGUCAGAACGUCAGCAGAAAGCUAGCCAGUUGAAAAAAAGGGUUGUCUUUGGACUUGGCAUUGGAAUUUCAGCUGGAGGUGUGGUGUUGGCUGGUGGAUGGGUUUUCACAGUGGCCCUUGCUGCUGCUGUUUUUGUUGGUUCAAGAGAAUAUUUUGAGCUGGUUAGGAGUCGUGGAAUUGCUGCAGGAAUGACGCCUCCUCCCCGAUAUGUAUCCAGAGUUUGCUCUCUUAUAUGCACUCUUAUGCCUAUUCUCACACUAUACUUCGGCCAAAUUGAUGUUUCUGUGACUUCUUCGGCUUUUGUCGUUGCUAUGAUAUUGCUUUUACAGAGAGGAAAUCCUCGUUUUGCGCAGCUCAGUAGUGCCGUGUUUGGGCUAUUUUAUUGUGGCUAUCUUCCUUGUUUUUGGGUGAAACUUCGAUGUGGUUUAGCAGCCCCGGCACUCAAUACAAGAGUGGGAGCAUCAUGGCCUAUGCUUCUUGGUGGUCGAACUCUGUGGACAGUGGGUCUUGUGGCUACCUUGAUUUCGUUCAGCAGCAUAAUUGCAGCAGAUACUUAUGCUUUUUUCGGUGGCAAGAUAUUUGGCCGGACACCACUUACUAAUAUUAGUCCAAAGAAGACCUGGGAGGGAGCUGUUGCAGGCUUAAGUGGUUGUAUAGCCACUUCUGUUUUAUUAUCAAAGGUUCUUGGUUGGCCGACAUCAGUGCCCAGUGCUAUUGCUUUUGGGGUUCUGAACUUCUUUGGAUCUCUUUUUGGUGACCUUACUGAGUCAAUGAUCAAACGUGAUGCGGGUGUUAAGGACUCAGGGUCCCUCAUACCUGGACAUGGUGGAAUAUUAGAUAGGGUGGACAGCUACAUAUUUACAGGUGCACUUGCAUAUUCCUUUGUCAAAACCAUGUUACCACUUUAUGGAGUUUGACAUCAAACCUACAAUUAGUGCCGUGUGAAAAAAGGAAAUUUUCUGUUCAAUUCAUUCGGUGUAUCUUUGAGCAACACACAUGCAAAUAUUCAAGAACUUGGAUGAAUAUCGGAUAUGACAAAGUCGUUGAUGUCUCUUGAAUCCAACAGAAGGGAAACCGUAAUCAAAUUAGCUGUUCCACCCAGAUUGCAAAGUGACACCUGCGCUCGAUGUCAAGAAAACACUUUUUCUUCAAGAAUGAGAUAAGAAUUGUCCACCUGACAACAUGGCCAUUUUGUUUUCUAACAUAGAUUCUGUAAAUAUAUGUGAUAGAAGGACUUUUGGCUGUUGGAUGAUGGAAUUUUGCCUGCGAGGCUAAUGCCGCCUUGAGAGUGUUAAUUUCUUACAUGUCUAUUCUGUAAGCAUGGAAAACAACGAAUAAGUGGCAUUGUAAGUUCGGUUUUUUAUUUUCUGGAUGAAUAACUGCCUUUUUUUGAAUAUGUGAUAACCAAAUGAAAAUUCGCAAAAGACUUGUUUACGAUAGGUGUCCUG
Molecule: messenger RNA, 1897 nt
Organism: Ilex paraguariensis (yerba mate)
Lineage: Eukaryota; Viridiplantae; Streptophyta; Magnoliopsida; Aquifoliales; Aquifoliaceae
Source: the annotation of a GenBank genome assembly